Messenger RNA from Beta vulgaris subsp. vulgaris (sugar beet), 981 nucleotides. RefSeq lists its product as uncharacterized. Lineage: Eukaryota; Viridiplantae; Streptophyta; Magnoliopsida; Caryophyllales; Amaranthaceae. The transcript has a single exon. The coding region runs from base 1 to 981 and encodes 326 amino acids. The record is from RefSeq and is a predicted model, not a curated record.
AUGGAGUAUCUUUCAAGAAUUGUCAAGCUUGUGGGAGGUAUGAAUCAAUUUCAGUUUCACCCAAGGUGUAAGGAGGUGAAACUAACACAUAUGUGUUUUGCAGAUGAUUUGAUUAUGUGCUAUAAAGGAGAUUUCAUAUCCAUGUACCUUAUGCUUCAAAGCUUCAAGCUUUUCUCUCAAUCUUCUGGCUUGCAAGCUAAUAUUCAAAAAUCCUCCCUCUAUUGUUGUGGUGUGUCUGACUCUGAUGUUCAAAGAAUAGCUGCUAUUUUUGGGUUUCCAAGACAUUUUCCGCCUUUUAGAUUCUUGGGGGUCCCCAUUUGCUCUAAAAGACUUACAUCUUCUCAGUGUGAUGCUUUAGUGGAUAAAAUGACUUGUAGAAUCAAGAUUUGGAGGUCAAGACAUUUAUCCUAUAUGGCUAGAGUCCAAUUGAUUAACUUUGUCCUCAUGAGCCUUCACAUGUACUGGGCUCAAGUUUUCAUUCUUCCCAAGAAAGUUCUUAGAGAUAUUGUUCAAGUAUGUAGAUCUUUUCUCUGGAGUGGGCAGUCUUUUAGUUGGAAUCUUAGGUCUGUUGCUUGGAGUAAAUUGUGUUGUGGUAAGAACUUUGGUGGCCUGGGUUUUAAGGAUGUAUUUCUUUGGAAUAUAGCUCACAUGGGCAAAUAUUUGUGGGUUGUGGCUAAUAAACAAGAAAAUUCUUGGAUCAAAUGGGUAAAUUCUGUUUAUCUGAAAAAUGCAAGCUGGUGGGAAUACUCACCAAAAGCUAAUUCGAGUUGGUACUGGAAGAAAGUUUGCCAUGUUAAAGAUAUUUUGAAACAACACUAUUCUUUAACUGAUAUGUGUGUCAUGCCUAGUUACUCUGUAAAGGCGGUUUAUAACAAACUUGCUAGUGAUAGUGUUCCUGUGCACUGGGAUUUUUUUUCUGGAAGAGGCUGGGUGCGCCUAAACACAAACUCAUCUGCUGGUUGGCCAUCCAGGGGCGUUUGA